GCUGCUUUGAAAGCUACUAAGGGGCUGAGUUGAACAUUUGCAACAGAAACACUGUCGCCCCUAAUGUUUAUUUUGGAGCUUUUUAGAGUCUGUAUUUUGGCCCCUUUUGAACUAUUGAGCUGGAAAAGCAAAGGAAUGGGGUUUUGGGCCGUUCCGGCAGCACCUGGUAAAUUCCAGCUGGGAAGCAGUGAAGGAGCUGUCCAAGCUGGGCCUGAACAGCGGCAUGGAGGUGGAGCUGCGGAUUCUUCAACUGCCUGUAGAUUACAGGGAGGUGAAGCAGAGGGUCACCAGAAUCUGGGAGGAUCUUCAACCACAACUCGCGGUGCACGUGGGCCUGGACGCCUCGGCCAAGGCCAUCCUCCUGGAGCGGCGCGCCAAGAACCGCGGCUACCGGGACGCCGACGUCCGGGGCUUCCGGCCGGCGCGCGGGGAGUGCCUUCCGGGCGGCCCGGAAGUGGUCGCGUCCGGGGUCAUCGCGAGGGCGGCGAGCCAGCGCGCGGCCCCGGAGGGCGUGGCCGUGGCCGUUUCUGGAGAUGCCGGCAGAUACGUCUGCGAGUACACCUACUACCUGUCUUUGCAUCAUGGAAAUGGACGCGCGGCACUCAUCCACGUGCCUCCGUUAUCCCAUUGGCUCCCAGCCAGCGUGCUGGGAAAAGCCCUGCAAGUCAUCAUCCAGGACAUGCUGGAGGAGAUGAGAAAGCCUGAGCUCAAAGCCUGGUUUGCAGAAAACUCAACCUCGGUGAUUCCAGCCCAGGGGGGCCAGUUGGGGGAUUGCCUCUUUAGAGAAAAUUAAAUGUUUCAAUCUUGUGUGCAGAGUUCAACUGUGCUUUAAGAGACUUUUAAAAAAUGGCUUGUAAAACCUUUUACACAGAGGAAGAAAGCUCUGAAUUAGCCCAAAGAAAUCACAAAGGGUUAUUUUAUUGUCAGAAGAAAGAAGAACACUCAAAGGCAGACAUUUCACAAGGGAUUAACUAGCUUCAGUUAUGGUUUUCUUGACAAUAAAAUGAAAUCCUAGUAAUUUUUUUUUUUUCUUUUAAAACUGUGUAGGAGCCAGUGUGAUCCUGCCCAGAUUGCCAAAGCCACAGACCUGUUGGGCAGAGCUGUAUGUGAUGGGUUGAUCUGUGACCAGCUCGCCAGGGGGAAAUACAGAGUUGUGAACAUCCGGUGAAACCAUUCCAUCAGUGAUGAAUGCAUCCUGUACAGACACACCCAAGUGCGGGCUUGUAGCUGGACCUGUAAGGGAAAAACCACCUACAGAAGACAAAAACAAGAGGACACCAACAACUCGGACAGUUUAAACAAAACCCUUAUAACCAGCUGAAUGAUCUGUAGAAAUCCAGUUGUGGAAACCGGUAGGUAUGUGCAAAAGAGGAGCGGCCACUAUUCCAAGGGGUCAUCUACAGUGUGGAAGAAGAAAACCCUGAUCCAACAGUAUUUCUCAGUGACCUUAAGAUGCCAGGGGCCUUGGGAAGAGAGCAUAGUGUUCUCGCAGGAGGAAGAGUGCUCCUGAGCUUCACUGCAGUACUGGAACUGAAAGGAGCCAUCCACACUUUGGGAAAACCCCCACCAUGUUUCCCAGAUAGAGUCACCAGUGCCUGUGAGAGCAGCUGCUGGAAUUGGGACAUGUGCCGUCCACCCCUGUGAGCAGCAGGAGGACGGGAUGAAGGCACAGCUCCGGCGGGUCGCACACCACCCCAGCAGGAGGCUGGGCGCCGACCACCGGCCCCCCCUAUCCAGCCUGGAGGUUUGGUCUCUGUUUUCCCCUGGGGGAGGAGGAGGUGAGGGUGAAGUGGAUGAACAAUCUGGAGAGAGGGGGACUUGUCUUCUCUGUACAUCCUGAAUGGGACUGGCUAGCAGAUCAGGAACCUCUGCAUUCUCCAGCAGGAGGCCUGGCGGACUGAGCUCUCAAGAGUACUGACGUGGCUGCACCAUAAGAUGGACCCAGCGCAAUGACAUCCUGUCCCCACCUGGAGCAGGCCUGGGCCACGCCACCGUGGCACCUUGCCAGGGAAAAAACUAUGGAACAGAGGCUAGAGAAUAUUGUAGGACUGAAGCUCCAGACAAGCAGAAACGCACUAUGCACUUGCUUUCUCGUGUUUAAUCUCCAGUCACAACUAGUAAUCCUCAUAUUUUAGCUUUGUUCUUACUCAUAAUUUAAACAUUUCCAUCCCAGAAGCAACUUGUGCGCUGUCAUCACUCUGGUGAGAAGUGCUAAAAACUAAACAAAACAAGACCCCCAGGCCCCCGAAGACUUGGAUUCCUGGCCAAGGAAAAGCAGGCCAGGCUGGGGCCCUGGUCCCCUGGGAGCGAGCAGAGGGGCUCCCCAGCCACUGCGGCUCUGCGCUCACCCCGACCCAGCCCUCUGGCCACGGACAUGGGGGGCAGUGGGAGGCUGGUUGACAGCCUGGAGGAGGCGGCUGCCCCUGCACACCCUGCGCCCCCUGCAGUGCCAAGGAGGUGCCUGGGGAUUUUCUGGUUCUAAAGACAGGUAGGUUGGUCAGGAGGGUGGUGGCGGAAGCCCUGCUCCACUGCACCCUUGGACUCAGCAGCUCUUUUUCGUGGGAUGGGAAGGAUUAAAUAUCCAUUUUAAAAAAAUGAAAAAAAAAAAA
Messenger RNA from Canis lupus familiaris (dog), 2609 nucleotides. It is a transcript of the gene PGPEP1L, whose product is annotated as pyroglutamyl-peptidase I like. Gene Ontology annotation, cellular component: cytosol. Gene Ontology annotation, biological process: proteolysis. Bases 224 to 793 code for a protein of 189 amino acids. Gene Ontology annotation, molecular function: pyroglutamyl-peptidase activity. The transcript is spliced from 8 exons. The record is from RefSeq and is a predicted model, not a curated record. NCBI's taxonomy places the organism in Eukaryota, Metazoa, Chordata, Mammalia, Carnivora, Canidae.